Vespa mandarinia (Asian giant hornet) is the source of this 2781-nucleotide messenger RNA. Its product is annotated as glucose dehydrogenase [FAD, quinone]-like. The record is from RefSeq and is a predicted model, not a curated record. Gene Ontology annotation, molecular function: flavin adenine dinucleotide binding; oxidoreductase activity, acting on CH-OH group of donors. Lineage: Eukaryota; Metazoa; Arthropoda; Insecta; Hymenoptera; Vespidae.
UUCAGUCUAUCGCUUUCUCUGACACAGUGAGCUACACGAUCCGUCUCAGAAUGAAUGUAUGUGAAACUAUACUAAUAAAUAUCGCGUUUACAAUUAAUUGAUUUACAAUUACGGAAAAAUAAUGUCGAGACAUAUCGAUAAAUGACGUACAUUGUGAUAUUUCUAACGAAGACAUUUUGGGAAGGCACUGUUUAUGUUCUAAUUUUUAAGUGAUCGCUAUAACAUAAAGCAAACGUAUUAUUGUAUACCAGAUCUUAUCCCAUCAACUUGUUUCAAAUAAGUUACAAUAUUCUGCUAGAAUAUCGUUACGAGAGUAUCGUUAUUAAGGAGAAAAGGAAAUCAAUGAAAAUGUUCUCGUUGAAUGUAAUGACGAAAUAUUUUUCGAAUACUUAAGAAAUAUAUGGUCUUGAAAAAAUAAUUACGGUUAAUUAAGAAUAAAAGUAACUUCAACAAAAAUCGAAUAUGAUAGUACAAUGAUUUACGUAACAAUCUUGUUUAAAUACCCAAGCUCGAUCAUUCGAACUCAUAAACGAAAAGGAGAAGUAACUAAUAAAAGUUACAUAUGGUUUCACCGAACGUCCUUGACUGAUCGGUGUUACAGUAUAUGGACAGUUUCGCUUUAAUCGAAGAGGAAAAUAAAGGCCUAACUAAUUAAAAGUCAAGAUCAAUGAUGACGAACAUUAUGACAACUGCAGCAGCAGCGAUACAAACGAAUAUGUUUGGGCUCGGUAUCGGAAAACUGAGUAUCAUACCGAUUCUAAUAUCAGCCUUAACUUACUUCAAUUAUUAUCUAAUGGAUCCUGAAAAUCAACCACGAGUCACAAAAAAUCUAUUAAAAGAAUACGAUUUCGUAGUGGUCGGUGGCGGUUCAGCUGGUAGCGUUGUUGUUAACAGAUUAACAGAGAAUCCAGAAUGGAGUGUACUUCUUUUAGAAGCGGGUGGUCACGAAACCGAGAUUACGGACGUACCGAUUUUGUCUCUCUAUUUACACAAAAGCAAAUUGGAUUGGAAGUAUAGAGCUCAACCACAAGAUAGUGCUUGCCAAGCGAUGAAUGAUCAACGUAGUUGUUGGACCCGAGGGAAGGUAUUAGGUGGUUCAAGCGUACUUAAUACCAUGUUGUAUAUUCGUGGGAAUCGUCGUGACUUUGAUCAAUGGGAAAGCUUUGGUAACCCUGGUUGGGGAUACGACGAUGUACUCCCAUACUUUAAAAAGUCACAGGAUCAAAGAAACCCAUAUUUAGCGCGGAACACCAAAUACCAUAGCACAGGUGGUUAUUUAACUAUUCAAGACUGUCCUUAUAAUACGCCUCUGGGUCCAGCCUAUCUUCAAGCUGCAGAAGAAAUGGGUUAUAAUAUCGUGGAUGUAAAUGGCCAACAACAAACGGGCUUCGCAUUCUUUCAAUAUACAAUGCGCAGGGGCGCUAGAUGUAGUGCAGCCAAGGCAUUCGUACGUCCCAUCAAAUUUCGAAAGAAUUUUCACCUAUCGUUAUGGAGUCAUGUUACGCGUGUUCUCAUAGAUCCAAGUACCAAAAGAGCAUACGGUGUAGAAUUUAUUAGGAAUGGUCAUGUUGAGACCGUAUUUGCGAAGAAAGAAGUUAUACUUUCGGCAGGUGCUAUAAAUACUCCUCAAUUAUUGAUGCUGUCUGGAAUUGGUGCUAAAAGUCAUCUCGAAGAUCUUGGUAUUCCAGUGAUUCAAGAUUCACCUGGCGUUGGACAGAAUCUUCAAGAUCAUAUAGCCGUUGGUGGUCUAAUCUUCCUCAUCGAACACAAGAUCAGCUUGGUAUUCACUCGUUUAGUGAAUAUAAACACAGCAUUGAGAUAUGCAAUUACUGAGAACGGUCCUCUAACUUCGAGUAUUGGUCUCGAAGUAGUAGGCUUUCUACCCACUAAAUAUGCCAACCAAACCGAUGAUUGGCCAGAUAUAGAAUUUAUGAUUACUUCUACCUCAAUUAAUAUCGGUGGAAAACAAACAAUUAUCGCCCAUGGCUUAUCCACCGAAUUUUACAAUGAAGUCUAUGGAGAAAUCAUUAAUCAUGAUAGUUUCAACAUUUUACCAAUGUUGCUUAGACCUAAAUCUCGAGGAUAUGUGAAAUUAAGAUCGAAAAAUCCGCUCGAUUAUCCGUUAAUGUAUCACAAUUAUUUAACUAAUCCUGAUGAUGUUAAUGUUUUACGUGAAGGAGUCAAAGCAGCAAUUGCAUUUACUGAGACGAGCAGCCUAAAAAGAUUAGGGGCAAGAUUUCACAGUAAGCCAUUGCCAAAUUGUAAACAUCUUCCAAUGUUCACAGAUGAAUAUUGGGAAUGUGCAAUUCGUCAAUACACAAUGACAAUUUAUCACAUGAGCUGUACUGCAAAAAUGGGUCCACGAUCCGAUCCAAUGGCGGUCGUAGAUCCCUCUUUAAAAGUAUAUGGAGUAGAAGGACUUCGAGUGAUCGAUGCUUCGAUCAUGCCCACGAUCACUAAUGGCAAUAUCAAUGCACCUGUGAUAAUGAUUGGUGAAAAGGGUUCGGAUCUCAUAAAGAAGGAUUGGAUGUUUAGACGAAAGAGAACUAAUGAGACUAUCUCAGGUUCUUUCAAUCAAUAUUAGAUAUUUAGGAUAGUUCAUCGAAUGAAAGUAAAUUAAAUAUUUUUAUUAUUACGUCAUAUAAAAUAAUUACGAGAAUAGAUAGAAAGCUUUAAUAACUUGUUUUUAAGGCUUACGUUUCCUAUUUCUUUUUCUGUUGUAAGAAUGAUGUUCUAUAAAAUUAAUAUGUGCUUAAUCAAAAUCUAGUUAUAUCAUUUAGC